Lactuca saligna is the source of this 357-nucleotide messenger RNA. Lineage: Eukaryota; Viridiplantae; Streptophyta; Magnoliopsida; Asterales; Asteraceae. The record is from the annotation of a GenBank genome assembly.
AUGGUUGAAUCCUCAGACGCUAAUGAGGUUAAUGACAAUGAUGACGCUAGUAAUGAAGAAGAUAGUGAUGAUGAGGAUGAUAAUGAUGAUCCUGGUGAUGAAGAAGAUAAUGAUGACAAGAAUGAUAAUGAUUCAAAAGCUAGUAAUAAAGAAGGGGUUAAUGAGGAAGAAGACAUUGAUAAAGAUGAAGAAGAAUCAACAGAUGACAUGGGAGAGGACUUUACUUAUAAAAUGAACUCUCUUCCAAGGUUGAACAAGCACAUUCGCUUUUCAGCUAUUUCUUCAUCCUCUUCCUCUAUUGAUGACAUUGUACCUCGUGGAUCAACCCCCCUAUUGGAGAUACUAUUGAGCCAAUGA